Messenger RNA from Ornithodoros turicata, 1552 nucleotides. RefSeq names its product alpha-L-fucosidase-like. The coding region runs from base 78 to 1511 and encodes 477 amino acids. The record is from RefSeq and is a predicted model, not a curated record. Gene Ontology annotation, molecular function: alpha-L-fucosidase activity. Gene Ontology annotation, cellular component: lysosome. The transcript has 9 exons. Lineage: Eukaryota; Metazoa; Arthropoda; Arachnida; Ixodida; Argasidae. Gene Ontology annotation, biological process: glycoside catabolic process; fucose metabolic process.
CGAAGUUCCUUUCAGACAUUGCGCAUUCUGUGGACUUCUUUUGAAGGUGAAGCCCACUUCUUGUUGUCAAGUGAGAUAUGUUACGGUUAACUCUUGCACUGGUGGUAUUGUUAAUUUGCGAUAAGCCUGUGACUGGAGCCUCACCCUUUGGGACAAACAUAGAAUAUUAUGCACGUUGGGACCACUUGGAUACGAGACCAGUGCCUGCAUGGUAUGACCAAGCAAAGGUGGGCAUCCUACUCUACUGGGGCGUGUUCUCCGUGCCAAGCUUCGGCUCAGAAUGGCUAUGGUAUCAUUGGAACGGCCGACAAAAUAGCCUCUUUUCUGAAUUCAUGAACGCCCACUAUCGGCCUAACUUCACGUAUCAAGCAUUUGCUCCCGAAUUCACGUGCGAGUUCUACAACCCAGACAGAUGGGUUGACAUCGUCCAGAAAUCGGGAGCUAAGUACGUCAUUUUUACGGCAAAACACUUCGAAGGUUACACAUUAUGGCCCUCGAAAAGAUCCUGGAAUUGGAACAGCGUCGAUGUUGGGCCACGAAGAGAUCUCUUGGGCGAAUUCGCACACGCAGUGAAGACAACAACGGGACUCAAGUUUGGCAUUUAUUAUUCCCUCUACGAAUGGUUCAAUCCGUUGUUUCUGGACGACAGAGAGAACAACUUCAAGACGGACGCUUUCGUAACUACAAAAGUGAUCCCGGAACUGUACGAACUGGUGAAGAAAUACGAGCCGGAAGUUGUCUGGGCAGAUGGUGACUGGGAGGCACCUGACAGUUACUGGGAUAGCACCAGAUUCCUCGCCUGGCUCUACACGAACAGCACCGUCAAGGAGAACGUGGUAACCAAUGACCGCUGGGGUAAAGGACUAUGGUGCAAACACGGUGACUUCAGAAACUGCAAGGAUGGUCACAAUCCAAGGGUGCUUCAGAAGAGAAAGUUCGAAAACGUCAUGAACCUGGACAAGCCAUCGUGGGGAUACAGACGUAAUGCUCAGCUGAAAGAUUUCAUCUCGGAUCAUGUUCUCAUUAAGACACUCAUCGAAACUGUAAGUUGUGGAGGCAACAUCCUCAUCACCUUGGGUCCAACUCAUGAUGGCCGCAUCCCGGCCAUUUUCGAAGAACGUCUCAUAACCCUGGGAAAGUGGCUAGCCACAGUCGGAGAGGCCAUCUACGGUACAAGGCCUUGGGAGUUCCAAAACGACACAGUAACUGGAGACGUCUGGUACACUGCAAGUGGUGCUGCUGAUGCCAACGGUACGCCGGAAGUGGUGUACGCCUUUCUGCUUGAGUGGCCAGCGAGCGGCUUGUUACGAUUAGGAGCUCUCACUCCAGGCACUACCACUGAGAUGACCCUGCUCGGAAAUUCGCUCAAGCUGUCAUGGAAAGUGGUGGGAAAUCGCAUCGUCAUCGUCAACCUCCCACCGCCACCUAUCGCUAUUUCUACCAAAGUAGAAGCGUGGGUAAUCAAGAUUAGCAAGCCUGCUCCGCGCUCAAACGGCCAAACAAAAUUUUAGCGAAAGAAGUUGCAUCCUCUGUACAUGAUUAAAAUGUGUCG